This is a messenger RNA of Haliotis rubra (blacklip abalone), 775 nucleotides long. RefSeq names its product peptidase inhibitor 16-like. Lineage: Eukaryota; Metazoa; Mollusca; Gastropoda; Lepetellida; Haliotidae. The coding region runs from base 1 to 672 and encodes 223 amino acids. Gene Ontology annotation, cellular component: extracellular region. The transcript is spliced from 5 exons. The record is from RefSeq and is a predicted model, not a curated record.
AUGAAGGUGCACGUAACUGUCGUUGUGUUGGUGUUGGUGAACGUCGCUGGCGUUGUGGCCGUGGGUGACGGCACGUUGACUGAAACGGACAAGGAGUACUUGGUGACAGGGCAUAAUGGAGAAAGGAAGACCCAAGGUGCAACUAACAUGUACAAAAUUAAGUGGGAUGACGAUCUGGCCACAACAGCUCAGAAGCAUGCCGAUAAGUGUCUGUGGGAGCACACACCUGAUGGCGAGAGAACAUGGGGUGAAAACAUGGCUCAGAUCAAGUUUCCAGAAGCACAGUAUCUUGACACAUACCCGCAUCCGAAGAUGAUUGACAUCGUGGUGACGGAAGGUAUGACAGGAUUCCAGUCGUGGAGUGGCGAAGAGGAAAACGAUGUCAAACAUGACUUUUCAUGCGCUAGAAGUGACUGGAAUGGAAAGACUUGUGGUCACUACACCCAGGUGGUGUGGCAUUCCUCAACAAAGGUUGGCUGCGGGGCAAGAAACUGUAUAAACUUCACCCAGAAGAAGGAUCCAGAAGAUAUUCAACACAACGUCUGGAUCCUCGUCUGCGCCUACAUGAAGCCUGGUAAUAUGGCCAAUGAAAAUGCUUUUGAGAAGGGAAAAGCGUGUUCCGCCUGUGAAGGAAAUGAUGGCUGUGAGGACGGCCUUUGUGUUGCGUCAUAAAGAGAAUGUGAUAUGGACGAACUCAAGUGCUGAAGACUUCUUGAUUAAGAUCUGUGCUUUACGUAGUCGAGCUCUUGAAAUAAAUACAUAGUCCAAACCCUGA